AUGGUUCGCUUAAAGAACCGAUGGCUUUUAUUUGAAAUAAUAUAUGAAGACACCAUACAAAAUAGAAAAUAUGAAGAAUUGACAUCUCGUGAUAUUAAUUCAGCUAUAAAAGAUUCAGUUCAACAAAAUUUUGGGGAUUAUGGUUCCGGUUGUAUUGCAGCUUCGCUUAGUGUUAAAUAUUUUUCGCCAUAUACAAAUAUUGGUAUAAUAAGGGUAUCUCGAGAACAUUAUAAUUUAGUUUGGAGUGCAUUAACUUUUAUCACACAAAUACAAUCUAGAUUUUGUCUUUUUCGUGUAUUACAUUUAGGAGCAAUCGAAUAUAAUCAAGAUCAAUUAUUACAUUUAAAGAAACAAAUUGAAUUUCACGGAGGAAAAGUAGAUGAAUCAAUUGAUAUAAUUAAAAUAGAAGAAUCCAAUAAUGAAAUAAAGGCGAUUGAAGCAUAA
Diversispora eburnea is the source of this 444-nucleotide messenger RNA. Lineage: Eukaryota; Fungi; Glomeromycota; Glomeromycetes; Diversisporales; Diversisporaceae. The record is from the annotation of a GenBank genome assembly.